GUUCACUCGAGAGUCGUUCAAGCAACUUUCAAUGUCGUAGCCUGGAAAGAUUGACAUGAGGAAUGCCUUGGGCGUUUGCUGGACAUAUUUGUGCUCCUUAUUCAGGAAAUUCAGUGCUACCGCUCGAAUCUGACGACCCUUUCAAUCGCAGCGGGAAUCAAGACGGGUGCAUCUUUUGCCGUGUAUCGCUCGAUACUGGCUUCGACAUUGUUUGGGAGGAUGAAGAGUUCGUGGUAUUUCGGGAUCGUGAACCAGCGUCCCGCCCACCACCUGCUUGUCUCCCCUCGGCAACACAUUGAUAGUGUGAAGUCGCUGUCGAAAGCUGAUGCCAGCCUGGUGAGACACAUGGCUCAAAUAAGUCAUCGGCUCUUGGAUGACCUACAUGUCCCGGUGCAUGAUCGCCGUCUCGGGUUUCAUAUACCCCUUUUCUACUCAGUCUCGCACCUCCAUUUGCAUGUGCAAGGUCUAUCAUAUCGCUCCAUGAUGUGCUCCUUGAAAUAUCCUAUUUGUAGCGGCGAAAAACAUCACUCGAAAGGUUUGAGUUGGUUUGUUGAGGCUGAACAAGCAGUUGAAAUUUUAGAACAGGGUGGCAGAGUCGGGGUUCUGCCUUGCUAAAUGAAAAGAAUGAAAAUUUCGAGACCAAUUGUGAGGUCUGUUACGUAGUAACGUCUACUCUCCCACUUGGAGCCUUGCCUCUGCAGCCAAAUUACACCUUGCAGACGCGCGUGGUAUCCUCAUCUUGGUUGGAAUUUGCGCAUGUGAAUCCACGACUUCAAUCCGGUACGCGAGCCGCAGUCGGAGCCUGAGGCGACAUCUGCGCAAGACGAUGGCUCACGUGCCCACUUACGCUUUGGAUUAUUUAUGUUCCCAA
This is a messenger RNA of Laetiporus sulphureus 93-53, 871 nucleotides long. RefSeq lists its product as uncharacterized. Lineage: Eukaryota; Fungi; Basidiomycota; Agaricomycetes; Polyporales; Laetiporaceae. The coding region runs from base 220 to 615 and encodes 131 amino acids. The transcript has 6 exons. The record is from RefSeq and is a predicted model, not a curated record.